UGAACGAGCUUCCGUCGUGAAGUGACAUGGUAACAGCAGCAAGUGAACCUCAACAAAGGCGUAACCCGCUGUCACAAGCGGAGAAGGUGUUACCAGACCGGACCCACUGCUCAUUGAAAAGUCAAUUGAUAUUCGCAUUCUUUCUCCAUCACUGUACUUGUGUCUAUCUUAUAGCGUAACAUCCUGUCGUUACUGUUUCAUCAUAAUGUCUCUGCUUCCACAUCUACGCUCCAUCAAUGAGCACAAUCUCCGGACACUGCGCGAGUCCCCGAUUACGGAGCUCUCAGGUGCUAUGGGCGACCUUGGAACAUUGCUACCUCUAAUGAUUGCACUGGCUCUGAACGGAUCUAUCGACCUGUCUGCAACCUUAGUCUUUUCCGGGUUGACGAACAUCCUCACUGGCGCACUCUAUGGAAUACCUCUUCCCGUCCAGCCAAUGAAGGCUAUUGCUUCGGUCGCUAUUAGUCAAUCGUUCAGCAAACAGGAGACCAUGGCAGCAGGCUUGACGAUGGGCAUGGCCGUCUUCAUCCUCAGUGCGACAGGUCUGCUCCGGUGGCUCAAUCGUGCUGUACCGGUACCGGUGGUUAAGGGUAUUCAGGUUGGAGCUGGGCUCGCACUUGUCAUCAGCGCAGGCUCUAGCCUUAUCACCCCUCUUGGAUGGGUCACACCAGGCUGGGACAACAAGAUUUUAGCAGUCAUAGCCUCUCUACUGCUCGUCGUUGCAGCUCUACUUUCAAGAGUGCCCUAUGCGCUGGUCAUGACUGUCGUCAGUUUGUUCAUAGCGAUUGUUGUCACUCCAAGUGCAGCGUACGGAGACACUAAAGGUGGUAUUUGGCGUCCUACCGUGGUUGUCCCUAAUAGCAAGUCUUGGAGAAUCGGCGCCAUCGACGCAGCAAUACCUCAGCUACCGUUGACUACGCUCAACAGCAUUUUAGCCGUCGUAUCCUUGGCAUCAUCAUUAUUUCCAACAUAUCCACCUACUCCCACGACGACUUCAGUCGGAUUCUCUGUAGCCAUAGCCAACCUCAUCGGCUGCUGGUUCGGAGCGAUGCCGAUUUGCCAUGGCUCUGGUGGUCUGGCUGGUCAGUACCGCUUUGGCGGGCGUAGCGGCUCUUGUGUCAUGCUUCUUGGACUGCUGAAGCUGGUACUCGGUCUGGUCGCGGGCGAUGCUAUCGUGCCACUGCUCCAACGCUUCCCGAGAAGUCUUCUGGGCGUUAUGGUCCUUGCCGCUGGCAUCGAACUUGCCAAAGUCGGACAGAGCGUUGGCGAAAGCAGAGACCUUUGGGAGCAGGCUGAGCGUGAGGACGAACAUGGAGAAUCCUUCACAGACACGGAGAAGGAGCGCGAGCGUGAGCGAGGGAACAGGUGGUUGACCAUGCUCAUUACAGCCGGUGGCUGCUUAGCGUUCAAGAAUGAUGCAAUUGGAUUUCUAGCAGGGCUUAUCUGGCAUUGGUCAUUGACGCUACCAGCAUGGAUCGACAAAUUGAGACGUGGCUCGGUAAGACUGGGUCAAGAAGACGUGGAUGAGUAAGGCUCGACAUUGCCGGCCGCAAGCGCCUAUUCCGCUCCGCCGUGUGGUAGUUGUUGGUCUGACCCAUGCAAAUUCUGACACGAUGCUAUGCAGAUUCAUGAUUUCUAAGCUGACAUGAUGCGCGGCCACGUCCCGGGCCUGACCGGCCCAACGUUCAUAUACUGAUUACUGUACUUACUUGAAGAACCGUG
Baudoinia panamericana UAMH 10762 is the source of this 1722-nucleotide messenger RNA. RefSeq lists its product as uncharacterized. The transcript has a single exon. Gene Ontology annotation, biological process: molybdate ion transport. The record is from RefSeq and is a predicted model, not a curated record. Gene Ontology annotation, molecular function: molybdate ion transmembrane transporter activity. Lineage: Eukaryota; Fungi; Ascomycota; Dothideomycetes; Mycosphaerellales; Teratosphaeriaceae. The coding region runs from base 206 to 1531 and encodes 441 amino acids.